Molecule: messenger RNA, 3501 nt
Organism: Raphanus sativus (radish)
Lineage: Eukaryota; Viridiplantae; Streptophyta; Magnoliopsida; Brassicales; Brassicaceae
Exons: 4
Coding region: 1-3501 (1166 amino acids)
Molecular function (GO): nucleic acid binding; RNA-DNA hybrid ribonuclease activity
Source: RefSeq, a predicted model, not a curated record
AUGGCUCUUGGAGAUUUUAAUGAAAUAUUGGGUAAUCACGAAAAAUCUGGAGGAAGAAUACGACCUGAAGCUUCUUUUUCUGAUUUCAGAGCAAUGAUGAGGAAUUGUGCUUUUACUGAUCUUCCUACAGUUGGAAAUCGUUUUUCUUGGGCUGGGAGAAGGGGUGAUGAUGUGGUUCAAUGUUGUCUGAAUAGAGUCAUGGCUAAUCCUACUUGGUUGUCGGAAUUUCCAGCAUCAGAGACAGUAUUUUUGGAGCUGGGAGAAUCUGAUCAUCGACCACUACUUACAUAUCUUUCUGCUGAAAGAGAAAGACCAAGAAGACAGUUUUGUUAUGAUAGUAGACUGGUAGACAAGGAAGGAUUUGGCUCAACAGUACACAGGGGAUGGAAGGGAACUGGUCAAUCAAGCUUUGUUCAGAUUCCUCUUAUGCAGAGAAUCAGUAGAUGUCGACAGCAAAUAGUUACUUGGAAAAGAAGUAACAGAACAAAUGCAGAGGAAAGAAUUAAAAUUCUUCGUGGGAAGCUAGAUACUGCUAUGAGUGGGAACAAUGUUUCACGAGCAAGGAGAACACGAUGUACUCUUUCUUCUAUCCAAGAUGAUAAUGGGGUGAUUCACAGAGGACAUAAGAAUAUAGCACAGGUAGCUACCAAUUAUUUUAACAAUCUCUAUGCUUCACAGAGUGAUGUCAGUACGUUAUUCCCUCAUGUUUUUCAAGAUUUCACUGAAAGAGUCAGUGAUACGAUGAAUGAGGAUCUUAUCAGAGAUAUCACAGAAGAGGAAGUGAGAACAGCUAUCUUUGAAAUUAGUCCUCAUAAAGCUCCAGGACCAGAUGGUUUUCCUGCUGUUUUCUAUCAUCAACACUGGGAUUUGGUCAAAGAUGAUAUCAUGAGAGAGAUAAGGAAAUUUUUCAAUGAUGAUGGUUUUGAUGAAGCUCUAAAUCGAACUAAUAUUUGCUUAAUACCCAAGGUGUACCCGCCGACUGGUAUGUCUGAGUUCAGACCCAUUGCUUUAUGCAGUGUUGUGUAUAAGAUUAUUUCUAAGAUUCUUAUCAAUAGACUCAAGAGCUAUCUUAGUGGUAUUAUUACAGAAAAUCAGACAGCCUUCAUUCCAGGAAGAAUGAUAUCUGAUAAUAUAAUAAGGGCUCACGAGAUUCUUCACAGUCUGAAGGUACGUAAACGACAAGCUACAUCAUAUAUGGCUGUUAAGACAGACAUAACAAAGGCUUAUGAUCGUCUAGAAUGGUGUUUUUUGGAGGAAACAAUGAAAAGAAUGGGUUUUCAUUCACGAUGGAUCAAGUGGAUCAUGUCUUGUGUGUCUUCUGUGAAUUAUGCAGUGCUCAUUAAUGGAGUUCCUGAAGGUCAUAUAAUACCACAGAGGGGAUUAAGACAGGGAGAUCCCCUCUCUCCGUAUCUAUUCAUAAUUUGUGCUGAAGUCUUAUCACAUCUUAUGAACAGAGCUAUGAAUGAUCGUUCUCUGCUAGGAGUGAAAAUAGCUUUGCGUGCACCGGCUGUGAAUCAUCUUCUAUUUGCAGAUGACUCUUUCUUCUUCUCAUUGGCUAAUCCUAAGGCGGGUAGGAAGUUAAAACAUAUACUAUCUCUCUAUGAAUCAGUAUAUGGUCAGUCUGUUAAUCUAGCAAAAUCUUCUAUUACUUUUGGAAGUAAGGUCUCAGAUGAUGUUAAGAGAAGAAUGCGCAGCUUGUUAGGCAUACAAAAUGAAGGAGGAAAUGGCAAAUAUCUGGGAUUGCCCGAGCAGUUUGGGAGAAAGAAAAGUGAUAUAUUCAGAUAUAUUAUUGACAAGGUUAAAGCUGCAACUCAAGGAUGGAAUAAGAAGUUCUUAUCGCAUGGUGGUAAGGAGGUUUUACUUAAAGCUGUGGCUUUGGCAAUGCCUAUUUACUCCAUGAAUGUAUUUAGAUUGCCGAAGAAUACCUGUGAGGAAAUUAACAGUAUUUUAGCUCAUUUCUGGUGGAGUUCUGGGGAUAAGAAGGGUAUGCAUUGGUACAGUUGGGAUCGACUCAGUGUACCAAAGAAAGAAGGAGGUUUAGGCUUCAGAGAUCUUGAGAAGUUUAAUCAAGCAUUAUUGGGGAAACAUGUAUGGAGAAUAUUACAACAACCGCAGAGUCUUCUAUCUCGCCUACUGCAAGCUCGUUACUUUCCAGAUGGAUCUAUACUGAAUGCAUCUUUAAAGAAAAAGGCUUCUUAUGCGUGGAAAUCUCUAUUAUUCGGAAGAGAUCUACUGAAGAAAGGUCUGAGGUUUAUUAUUGGUAAUGGGUCCUCUGUUAGUAUGUGGGCAGAUCCUUGGCUACCUACACACCCACCGAGAGCACCAAGAGCUAUUGCAAAUGCAGAAGCUCUAGAAAGUGUACGAAACUAUAUACAAGCAGAUGGUACAGGAUGGAAUCUAGAUAAACUUCGAGGAAAGGUUGUUGAUGAAGAUGUUGAGAUAAUAUUGCGGUUGAAAAUCAGUUCUAGAGCAGAGUUGGAUUUGUUGGGAUGGCAUUAUACUGAUGAUGGAAUUUACACAGUAAAAUCGGGUUACUGGCUCAAUACUCACCUACCAAAUAAUACACCUAUUUCUCCAACUUGGGGUGAUCCACUGCUAAAACAAAAGAUCUGGAAAUGCAGUUCUCCUCCUAAGGUUAAUCAUUUCCUUUGGAAAACUCUCUCUAGAUCACUUGCAGUUGGUAGUAAUUUAAAACGAAGGCACAUUACUCGUUUUGAUCAGUGCAUAAGAUGUUGCUUAGAUAUGGAAACAGAGAAGCAUAUGCUUUUUGACUGUCCUUAUGCUCAAAGGAUAUGGCGUGCGUCAGGUGUAGCUAAUGAUACAAUUUUGGAUCCUACUGCCUCAUUGGAAGCUAAAAUAGAAGUUUGUAUUCAAGCAAAUACAACAGCAUCUUUGGCUACUAUCAAGGACCUUCCUAUUAGUAUCUUAUGGAGAAUUUGGAAAAGCAGAAAUUUAUUGAUGUAUCAACAGAAGAAUCUUCAAUGGUGGGUUAUUCUAAAACAGGCUAGAACUGAUGUUAUGGAAUGGUCAACAGUCAAUUGCAAACAACAAGCAACAGUUUCAAGGACUUCUGAACUCAAUACGGGCCAUGUAAACUGGAGAAGACCUGAAGAAGGAUGGAGCAAAUGCAACUUUGAUGGAUCUUUUAUCAACCCAGAAUUACCGGCAAAAGGGGGAUGGAUACUGAGAGAUUCUAAUGGCGUGUUUAUUACUGCAGGUCAUGGAAAAGGCCAGAGAGUUGAAUUUGCGUUGGCUGCAGAACUUCAGGCCUACCUUAUGGCUCUACAAUUCUGUUGGUCACUUGGUUUCACAAAGAUAAUAUUUGAAGGAGAUAACAAGAAGCUGGUUGAUAUUAUUACUUCAAAGACUUUGCAGUUUGGCCUGUAUAAUUGGAAUGACUUCCUUAUUGCACAACGUAGUGGGCUCGAUGGAUCAGGUAAAUCCUUUGAUUCAGAUGUUGAUACAAACGCUGAGGAAUAUCACGUGGUUCAUGAUAAGUAG